Lactuca saligna is the source of this 1248-nucleotide messenger RNA. NCBI's taxonomy places the organism in Eukaryota, Viridiplantae, Streptophyta, Magnoliopsida, Asterales, Asteraceae. The record is from the annotation of a GenBank genome assembly.
UAAAAAUAUGCCUAAUAUUUUGAGAUUGUUACACAACAUUCAUUUAUGUAAGUUUAUCUGAUAACAAUAAUAUUAAUAAUUAAUAAUCAAAUAAUAAUAAUAAUUAAUAACAAUUAAAAAAAUAAAAAUAAAAAUUGUUUUCCGUUUUUGACGUUAGUUGAAAAAAAUAAUUUCCUUAUCUAACGAGUAUUUCUAAAGAUUUGGGCAAGUCAAAGGUAUUUCUGCCACAGCCAUUGUUGCUACCUUCUUCACAGGAACAAUCAAACAAGCGUUUCCGCUGUUUCUGCUCCAAAUUUACAGUUUUCAGAGAACAUGAAGAUCACCGCGUUGCUUGUUCUCAAAUGCAAUCCCGACGGAUCGUCGGAUCCGGUGAUCCUAGCAAAUGCCACGGACGUCAGCCAUUUCGGUUACUUCCAGAGGUCUAGCGUCAAGGAAUUCAUAGUCUUUGUUGGUCGUACAGUCGCUAAACGUACGCCUCCAUCGCAACGUCAGUCCGUUCAACACGAAGAAUACAAGGUGCAUUCCUACAAUAGAAAUGGUCUUUGUGCUUUGGGGUUUAUGGAUGAUCACUAUCCAGUUCGAAGUGCAUUUUCUCUUUUAAACCAAGUUUUAGAUGAAUACCAAAAGAAUUUUGGUGACUCAUGGAAAUCUGUACAAACAGAUCAAAGUCAACCAUGGCCUUAUUUAGAUGAAGCUUUGACAAGAUUUCAGGAUCCUGCUCAAGCAGAUAAGCUGCUGAAAAUUCAGAGGGAAUUGGAUGAAACAAAAAUUAUACUUCACAAGACUAUCGAUAGUGUCCUUGAAAGAGGUGAAAAGUUAGACAGUUUGGUGGAGAAAAGCUCAGACCUCAGUACAGCUUCACAGAUGUUCUACAAACAGGCGAAGAAAACAAACCAAUGUUGUACAAUAUUGUAGGGAAGAAAGGCGGAUUUGGUUGUGUUGAAUUGUUUUGCAUUUACGUAUUUUUCUAUUUGGUUGCUUGUUGGAUUGAAUAGGGCGUUACACUUUCCACUCUUGGGAUAUAUAUUUUGUAAUAUAUGUUGGAUUUAUAUGUGAUUGUAUUAUUGUAUAAAAGUAAAAGAAAACCUGAUAAAUUUAUUAAAAAUGUCACCGAAGGUAUGAAAGGUUUUAUUAAAUCUAAGGUAAGGUAAAUUUAUAAAAGAAAAGAUGUGAUAUUGUACAACUAUAUAAUGCAUAAAUUGUUGUAUAUGAUAAAAAACUGUUGUGUACGAAUCACUUCUUUAAAUA